Molecule: messenger RNA, 652 nt
Organism: Alternaria alternata
Lineage: Eukaryota; Fungi; Ascomycota; Dothideomycetes; Pleosporales; Pleosporaceae
Exons: 2
Coding region: 224-559 (111 amino acids)
Source: RefSeq, a predicted model, not a curated record
AAGACUGCAAUUCACGUCCUUGGCACAUGUGACCCCGUUGGUUGGAAGAGGACUCUGCUUCAAAGCGGUGCGUGAUCUCAGUCCUUCCUCAUCGCACAGCACUUUUCCACAGGUCGUGUAAGAACACAUACAGUAUGUAUGUCAAACAACUUAGACGUUCCCCAAAAUCCAGAAACGCUCUAGAACCUGAUCUUAGGGCCUGGCAGUCAUCCUGUAAGGUACAAUGUGGCUUGCUAUCAUGGACCGAAUGUCAGGCGGUCGUGUGCUUUUGCCUCGUAGAUGCCCGAAGAUUGUGUCUCGUUACGAGAGACCGUAUAUAGUGGCCAUGUUGCUUCGUCGUCAUAGUACUGAUAUCCGGAAAAGACGGAGGUUAGCCAUGGUUUGCGGUAGUGUUACCAACGUGACGGGGUGUAGCACCGGGUGUAUUGCAGAUAGGCGAUUGGUAAGAACGGACAAGAUCACCAUAGUGAGCAUGGAAGGUCGUGGUAUCGAUAAAACGUCGAUGCCGGCAGCGAGGUCGAAAUUAAGUUGCGGGGAAAGUAGCCUGCCAUCGGGCUAGGUGAUUGAACCUUGCUUAGCGCGUCGGCUCCAUAGGUAAGCUCCACAUCCACCUUAGCCAUAUCACUAGCGAUGGUGGUCCAGUCGAUUUCAG